Molecule: messenger RNA, 3456 nt
Organism: Coprinopsis cinerea okayama7#130
Lineage: Eukaryota; Fungi; Basidiomycota; Agaricomycetes; Agaricales; Psathyrellaceae
Product: CMGC/DYRK/YAK protein kinase
Exons: 8
Coding region: 1-3198 (1065 amino acids)
Biological process (GO): peptidyl-threonine phosphorylation; peptidyl-serine phosphorylation
Cellular component (GO): cytoplasm; nucleus
Molecular function (GO): ATP binding; protein serine/threonine kinase activity; protein tyrosine kinase activity
Source: RefSeq, a predicted model, not a curated record
AUGCAAGACUCUAACGAAUCGUCGUUCGACCUUCCUCGUUGGCAGACCCAUGUCGAGCCUGCAGCCCAGGCAACUCCCUACCUUUAUGGCCCACCGCCGCCUUCACAGCAUUCCAUGUCCGGAUCGUCACCCCAACGCAUCCAGCCAGUCCACCAGAGCCACACAGGUUCUUCAACCAGGCAGCCACGAAUUUCUCAGUUGCUCGAGCAGGAACACUCAUUAAGCCCGCCAUCCAACCAGUAUACACCCUCAAACCAGGCCCCAUUGUCCCGCAGUGCAUCCCUUGGAGGUACCAGCGCAAGUAACCUGGCUUCGCGCCUUGUCAGGCGCCAUAAUCAACCGGACGAUUUGGAAGCCUACAAUACUGACAACCAAGGACUAUCGGGACCCCGUCAGCAACCCCAACUCUCCCAAAACACGUUUUACAACCCCAGUGUUGGGUAUCAGUCACCAUCGAUGACAGGGAACGUUUCAUCUGGCACGACAGCAGGCUCAACAUCCGAUUCCUACUCAGAUCUCUACUACAAUGGUUCAGCCAGUCAACCACCAAAGAGAAUCCAAGAUCCCAACCGUGCCGCCGGUCGAUCGCCACACCGAGCCGCCAAUCCUACCAAUUCAACGGGACUCAUAGACGCUUACGCUCAACAGCAAUCGCAAUACUCUCCGACAACAGCAACGUACUCGUACGGUCCUGGUCCCCCACAAUCGACUGGUUAUCAGACCCACGGUCGCAGCAACUCCCAGGUCAAGCAAGAGCAAGCGACACCCCCUAUAGCAAGCCCUUAUGCACCCCAGAAUCAGUCCCACCAACCUUUGCGGCAACUCACUACAAACAUCGUCGAGACAUACCGGAUUUGCAACCCCAGCUAUCGCUAUGAAUCGGCUCAUAACCCCAGACGGGUUCUCACCAAGCCGAGCAAACCCGUUCACAAUGAAGGGUACGACAACGAGGAUUAUGAUUACAUUCUCUACGUCAAUGAUUGGCUGGGUACUGAAGAGGGCCACAAAUACCUUAUCCUUGAUAUUCUCGGUCAAGGAACGUUCGGCCAGGUGGUGAAAUGCCAGAACAUGAAGACACACGAGAUUGUCGCCGUGAAAGUGAUCAAGAACAAGCCCGCGUACUUUAACCAGAGUAUGAUGGAGGUCACGAUCCUAGAGAUGCUUAACAAAACCUGCGAUCCAAACGACGAACACCACCUUCUUCGACUUCGCGAUUCAUUCAUCCAUCGAAGUCACCUGUGCCUCGUCUUUGAGCUUCUGUCGUCCAACCUUUACGAGUUGAUCAAGCAGAAUCAAUUCCAGGGUCUGAGUACGCAACUUGUCAAGGUCUUCAUGGCCCAGCUUCUCGACGCCUUGACCGUAUUGAAAGAGGCACGGUUGAUACACUGCGAUUUGAAGCCUGAAAACAUCCUAUUGAAAUCCCUUCAAUCUCCUCAAAUCAAAGUUAUCGACUUCGGUUCUGCGUGUCAUGAACGGCAAACAGUCUACACCUACAUUCAGUCGCGAUUCUAUCGCUCACCUGAAGUCCUUUUGGGAAUGCCUUACACGGCAGCUAUCGACAUGUGGUCAUUGGGCUGCAUUGCCGUCGAGCUAUUCCUUGGUCUACCUCUUUUCCCUGGUACCAGCGAGUACAACCAGCUAACGAGGAUAAUUGAGAUGCUAGGGAUGCCUCCUUUGAGCAUGCUCAAUAGCGGCAAGCAAACCAAACUCAAUAACCGUGCUGCGUUCAUCGACUUCUGCAAAGGCCUCUUGGAUCUGAACCCUGUGACACGAUGGACUCCACAGCAAGCGCGACUCCACCCAUUCAUCACCGGAGAAAAGUUUACAAAACCCUUCGUCCCCGAAGGUCUGGCACCUUCACAACCCUCUUCUUCUUCGUCCCCGAACACCCCCGAUCCCAAGCGUCCAUACGGCGGUCUCGUUCCGUCUCAGCCGAAGGGCACGCGGGCUUAUCAGGACGCGGCCACUUACAACCAUCAUCUCGCUCAGCACCAGGCAUAUACCGCCCAGCAGGCGUCGCAGGCUGCGAACACUUUCCGAAACCCGUACAUCAAUCCACCGGCUCAGCAACAGCAAUCGCAGCAACAACAUCAACAACAGCCACCAUCCCAACCCCCUGUAGCACAAACGACCUAUACAAACCCUCCUGCGGACCCGUACCACCCUCAGUCGCAACAGCAACAGUCUCAGUCACAGCAUCUCUCCGGCCAGUAUGGAAGUGGAGCGGCACAAACUGCUCACCGUGCCCUUGCACACGCGAACUCUGCGAAUCAAUUGGGUUCUGGAGCAUCUGGGUCACAAUAUCCCUCCCAUUCGUCCGCCACAAACCUCUCGUCUUCGCAUCUAAACCCGAAUGUGUCGUCUGGUUCUUACUACCCCAAUUCUCGCGCUCGGGCCAACACGAUCAACCAGAUGGAUACCAUUCCACCUGCUCUCGCUCGACUGCAACACAUGAACCAAGACAUAAUCGGUGGACGAAAUGCAUUGACGCCGGUCUUGAACCGUGAUGACGCCAUGAAAGAAUGGGAGCGACGCCAAUCUGGCAAACCUCCUGCUGCUCAACCGUACCCGCAAUUGGAGUACCUGCAGCAGCAGGCGGAGAUCGUAGCUGCGUCUGGCUUGGCCAACUGGGCGAGUGGUCCUCAUACAAGGUACCCGGCGCAACCGUCAAAGUUGCAACACUCGUACCAACCUCAUACGAUUAUGGUUGACGAUGAGAACGGGAAUACCUCUAGGAGGGAUGUGGUGAUGUCCAAUGUUCGCGCAGCUGCUGGUGGUGGUGCACGAACCGACCAGCAAUCGGGGCUUGGCUCAUACAGCGGGAGCACUGGAAACCUCAUUACGAGUCCACCACAAGCUUACUCCGGUAACACCGCGGCAGGAAGUCGGUACACGACAAGCUAUGGGCAACCACAGCACCCGCCACCGCCAGCAUCUUCCAACUCGUUCGACACGGUAGAUCGGCGGACGGAUAUCGGGAUGUACGUGCCUAUGCAGCCGGAUCAGUACCAAGGCUAUCCUGCUUCGACUUCGACGAACAGGCACGCUCCUCCGGCUGGACCGCCGGUUCCGACAUCGUUCUACGGACCUUCGAUCGUUCCUUCAGGAUCCCAACAACAGAGGAACCCGUUCAACGUGCAGGAGAACGCGCAGCAGUCUAUGGGUCAACCUAAGGACAACCGCAACUGGCCCCGAUAAGUCGCCUAAGCAUUGUGAAGGGGAUGGAUGGGGAUAUGGACGGAAAGUUCUUUUGGUGGCGUCCGUUGGGCGGGGGUUUGGGGUCGAGCGAAUGCGGCAGCGGUGAUUGAUUGUGCUCUGUGCGCGAUUUUGCGAUCCUUUAUUCUUGUCCUCGUCGGACUUGUUGUUUUCCAUUUUAUCUCUUUUCCUACCUCGCACCCGUGUUGUUUUUUCUUCUUCUGUAGAGGCUGCUGCCUUGCCUUUUUAUUAUAUAUUUUU